AUGGCUCACGGGACUUCCUGCUUCCUAGUUCUUCACCUAGCAAGCAUGCUUCGCGCACUCUUGGUGGCGUCGUCUCUGUGGCUCUCCCAUGCCAUGCCAAACACCACGGGCAAAAUUUGCCAGUGGGGCUGCUAUGAUGAAGAGGACGAAGCUUGCCAUCCAGGGCUUACCAACAUGGCGUGCGCGGAGAUUUACGGGCACGUGGAGUGGAUCCAGGUGUGCGACUGCGUGGACGAGGCGACGGGCUUGCGUGACAACAUCACAGUCGCUGCGCCGAGGUUGGUGAGUCUCUUCUACAAGUUCCGCCGCGAGGUUUACAUCGGAGCCUCAUUGGGUUUUGCUCUUUGCCUGCUCUUCGGUGUGGGCUUCCUUGCCCUGGCCUCCUUGACCUACCAGAUGAUCUACUCCAAGGAGGCUCACGAGCGAAAGAUGAAGCGUCAGAUGGAGGAGACCCUCGAAGCGACCCAGGCG
Symbiodinium necroappetens is the source of this 471-nucleotide messenger RNA. Lineage: Eukaryota; Dinophyceae; Suessiales; Symbiodiniaceae. The record is from the annotation of a GenBank genome assembly.